CGAUGGAUGGAUGGAUGGAUAGAUAGAAAGAUAGAUAGAUAGAUGAUGGAUGGAUGGAUGGAUAUACAGACGAUAGAUAGAUGGAUGGAUGGACAGACAGACAGACAUUUUGUAAGUCCCUUUGGAUAAAAGCGUCUGCUAAAUGAUAAAUAUAAAUGUAAGAACACGAAGAUAGGUGAAACCAAAAGUUGCACUGAAAAGUCCCAGGACGUUGUAAGGGUGAGUCAAUGAUAGAACAGUUCCCACAGUUGCUCUGUUCAAUAGUCCACACAUUUGCUCUAUCAAAAUGUCCAUAAUCAAGACAUAAUCAUGUGACAGUGGACUUGAAACUGAGCUGGAAUGGGUCACACUGAAUAAAAGUGAAACUGAAAUAUUUGCUAACCAGUAUAGACAGAUUUUGAGUUGUUUAAGAAAGCCUGAAUUAGAAGACAGACUUGAUCUUAUCAGUCACUUUAAAUUAGCCCUCAUUAAACUGCAAAUUCAUAAUUCAAAUUCAGUUGUUCAUUAAAUUAUAAUUCAAACUGAAAGCAUAGAAAAGGUUUGGAACUCUGCACGUGGAGCUCAUUUGUUUAUAAAAUGAGUGUCGACUUUCAGGUUAAGCCAGUUCUAUUUAUUUUUUCAUCAUGACAGGAAAGUACACUGAAGUUACACUCCCUGUUUAUGGGCAUAAGGAAGUUGAGCUGUAUAUUUCAGCUGAGCUACCUGAAAAUGAAACCAUCAAUAGAAAUCAGACUGACAGUGCAGUAGACAGGUCAGAGAGCACAUGAUUUAGACAUGUCCACUUCAGAAGACGAGUGUCCUGUUUGUAAGGGAAAAAUACGGAAUCCUUCCCAGCCUUCUCCCUGUUGUGGAAAAAUAUUUUGCCAAGGAUGCCUAAGUCAAUCUAUUCGACAUAGAGCUCAUUGUCCACACUGCAGAGGCCAAGUAAACAGUCCUGGUUUUGCUUUUAAUCCAGUGCGUCCUUUUGAUAGGCGGAGGCUUCGGCACCAGAUCCUGUCUGGAGAUUCUGAAACAUUCAGUGCAGGAAGACCUGUUGGCACAAACAUACGAGGUAUCCGCAACCUGCUUUGGGAAGCACAGUUAGGCAUCGCCCCUAAUCAGGAUGCCCCGGCUCCUGCCUCACAAAUUCAAGCCCCUCUCAUUUUAAAUUCCUCCACACGACCUGUUCCUUUGCCCCGGACCCGAACUCAACCUGCAGGUGCCACUACUGUCACACAUCCAGCAACCAUUCACCCUACCCCAAGUGGUCCUGUCCAGGCUGCCCCAGCAUUAACACCUGCCCCAUUACAAGAUAAUUUGGAGGCUGAGCUUAAUGAAUGGCCAUGGCAAACUGAGAUCACUUUAAUGGAAGGGAGGCAACAGCAGCAGUCUCAGGGCUACACUGUGAGGACAUUUGUGUGUCCCUACUGUCAGGAAGAUGGACUGGAUGAACUAGAUCUACGAGAUCACUGCAAUGCCCAACAUGCCAAUUACAGCAAACGUGUGGUUUGCCCUGUGUGUGUGGCGAUGCCCCACGGCGAUCCACAGUAUUAUAGCCGCAACUUCAUUGGCCAUCUCAAUCUGCGCCACUGCUACUACUCUGAGGACGUUACCAACAUUCACCAGACUGAUGAGAUGAAUGUUCAGUGGGCCCUUCUGGCAUCAUAUGAAAAACACACUUAGGCCUCAGUUCUAGAUGAUUGACAGCACAAUCCACAGGUUUAGCCACUGGACAACAUCUUACCUAAUGCUAAAAAGAUGCUUGCGAUCAAGACUUUUGCAUGACUCUUAACCACAAGAAAGCUGUCAGAUAACUAAUGUAAUAAAUUCUUUAAACAUACACAUUUUCUGGAAAAGUCUGAUUGAAAUACAUUAAGAUCAACAGCAAGUACUUGUCUGAUUAACUUGUUGUCUUUUCAUACAAAUGCUAACUGACACAUUUCAAGUUUCGAUCAUGCUUUGACUUAUCUGAUUCAAGUAAUAAGUUAUGUAAUCAUUUCACUCUGAUUCAUUUUGUACAAUUUAGCUGAUGCACUUUCUAUGCAGAUACAGCCUCUGGCAUCUAUUUAAGCAGUUUUUUAAAUCAACACUGCCAUAUUUUAUUUGUCUGAAUAUUUUAGUUUGUGAGAUAGGUAGUAUGCUUUUUAAAACUGCCACACUUUUUUUUCCCUUGUCCAAAAAAGGUUUUAAUGCAAUAUUUUGAUGUACAAGAUUUUUUGAAGACUGUAUUUUAAAACAGUCCCUGUAUAGAAAACAGUAUACAUAACACAUACUUUUAAUGUGCUGUUGUAUUUUGUG
Myxocyprinus asiaticus (Chinese sucker) is the source of this 2277-nucleotide messenger RNA. RefSeq lists its product as uncharacterized. The coding region runs from base 775 to 1662 and encodes 295 amino acids. NCBI's taxonomy places the organism in Eukaryota, Metazoa, Chordata, Actinopteri, Cypriniformes, Catostomidae. The transcript is spliced from 8 exons. The record is from RefSeq and is a predicted model, not a curated record. Gene Ontology annotation, molecular function: ubiquitin protein ligase activity. Gene Ontology annotation, biological process: protein polyubiquitination; ubiquitin-dependent protein catabolic process.